Messenger RNA from Rhinolophus ferrumequinum (greater horseshoe bat), 4014 nucleotides. RefSeq names its product OTU deubiquitinase 4 (gene OTUD4). Bases 592 to 3924 code for a protein of 1110 amino acids. Lineage: Eukaryota; Metazoa; Chordata; Mammalia; Chiroptera; Rhinolophidae. The record is from RefSeq and is a predicted model, not a curated record. Gene Ontology annotation, molecular function: cysteine-type deubiquitinase activity; K63-linked deubiquitinase activity. Gene Ontology annotation, biological process: negative regulation of toll-like receptor signaling pathway; negative regulation of interleukin-1-mediated signaling pathway; protein deubiquitination. The transcript is spliced from 21 exons.
CCCGCUGUCGGGUCGAAAGCGAAAACAAAUUCUGGGCUGCGAGGGUGCUGUCCUCCGCUGAGCGCCCCCACCCGCUCCCCGCCCCUCCGGCGCCCUUCUGCGAGGUGGGGAGACGAAAGGCCGCGUCUUUCUCUUUUGGCUUUCUUGGCUUCCAGUGUAGGGAGCGCGGGGGACGCAGGCGUCGUUUCACCUGAGCCGGCCCCGCGUGUGGGGGGCGGGGGCUUUCUCGCCUCACCCCAGUCGGGACGAGGAAACUUGUAGGGAAGACGACCCCCGGCUCAGGUGCUGAGCGGGGCAGCAAGGCCGCCGGGAAGUGAGUUCUCACUCUCGGGUUUUCUUUAAUUUCCAAUCGGUUCCCUUGGGCGCGCGGUCCCUCGGGAGGAGGCCGCGUGCGCACAGCCAUGCAUUAGGCAGUGCUCCCCCAUGCGCGCGGAGAGCGCGGACCGCUGCCUCAGGCUGCCGUCACCGCCUGCCGCCCGCGGAGCCCGAGCCAGAGCCGCCGCUCGUUCUAGGCCGAGGCGUUGAGGAGCCGGCGCCGCGGCCAUGUGGGGUUAGCCCGCGCCGCGCCUGGCCUGCAGCAAGACCGGCAACAUGGAGGCAGCCGUCGGCUCCCUCGACGGCGGGGACCAGGGCGUCUCAGAGCUCCGCGAGGACGCGACGCCCAUGGACGCUUAUCUGCGGAAACUGGGCUUGUAUCGGAAACUGGUCGCCAAGGACGGGUCGUGCCUGUUCCGGGCAGUGGCAGAGCAGGUAUUGCACUCUCAGUCUCGCCAUGUUGAAGUCAGAAUGGCCUGUAUUCACUAUCUUCGGGAGAACAGAGAGAAAUUUGAAGCGUUUGUAGAAGGGUCAUUUGAAGAAUAUUUAAAACGUUUGGAAAAUCCACAGGAAUGGGUAGGACAGGUGGAAAUAAGUGCCCUUUCUCUGAUGUACAGGAAAGAUUUUGUAAUUUAUCGGGAACCAAAUGUUUCUCCUUCACAAGUAACUGAAAACAAUUUUCCUGAAAAGGUUUUACUGUGUUUUUCAAAUGGAAAUCAUUAUGAUAUUGUCUAUCCCAUAAAGUAUAAAGAGAGCUCUGCUAUGUGUCAGUCUCUCCUUUAUGAAUUGCUGUAUGAGAAGGUCUUUAAAACUGAUGUUAGUAAAAUCUUGAUGGGACUAGACACCUCUGAAGUAGCUGAUGAAAACAACAGUGAAAUAUCAGAUUCAGAGGAUGACAGUUGCAAGAGUAAAGCUACCACUGCUAAUGCUGUGAAUGGAUUUAAGACCUCGUCAAGUGAUCAGCACCUGAAAAACAAUGGGAAAUCCUCAAGCCUUCCUUUGUCUAGAAAGGUUCUUAAGUCACUCAAUCCAGCAGUCUAUAGAAAUGUGGAAUAUGAAAUUUGGCUGAAGUCUAAACAAGCUCAACAGAAGCAUGAUUAUUCCAUUGCUGCUGGCUUACAAUAUGAAGUUGGAGAUAAAUGCCAAGUUAGGUUGGAUCACAAUGGGAAAUUUUCUAAUGCAGACUUUCAAGGGGUUCACUCUGUGAACGGACCAGUUUUGGGUGAAGAACUUGGAAAGAAACAGUUACCGAAGAACCUCAAACCACCUCCCUCAGAAAGCUGGAACACAGUGUCAGGGAAGAAGAUGAAAAAAACUUCCCUUUCUGGACAAAAUUUCCAUUCUGACGUGGAUUACAGAGGGCCAAAGAAUUCAAACAAGCCAGUAAAAGCCCCAUCAGCACUACCUCCUCGACUCCAGCACCCUUCGGGAGUAAGACAGCAUGCAUACUCUAGUCAUUCUGCAGGGUCACAGUCUCAGAAACCCACCAGCGAGCACAAAAAUCUUAGGACACCCUCACAGACCAUAAGAAAACCUGAUCGUGAGAGAGCUGAGGAUUUUGAUCACACGAGUCGAGAACCUAACUAUUUUGGCUUCUCCCCAGAAGAGCGCAGAGAGAAGCAAGCUAUAGAAGAAUCUCGUUUACUCUAUGAGAUUCAAAACAGAGAUGAACACGCUUUUCCAGCCCUUUCUAGCUCAUCAGUCAGUCAGUCAGCUUCUCAGAGUAGCAACCCAUGCGUCCAGAGAAAGCCAUCACAUGUAAGUGAUAGAAAAGGAAGCAGGCGGAGAAUGGAUGCCGAAGAACGAAAAGAUAAAGACUCUAUCCAUGGACAUGCUCACUUGGAUAAAAAACCUGAGCCAAGCACAUUGGAGAAUAUUAGUGAUGAUAAAUGUGCAAGAGUUUCAUCACCAUCAAAGUCAAAGAAAUUAGAGUGCCCACCUCCAGCAGAACAAAAGCCAGCAGAGCAUGUGUCUUUGUCAAGUCCAGCUCCCCUUCUAGUUUCUCCAGAGGUACAUCUAACUCCUGUGGUGCCUUCUUUACCAGCCACUGUGCCCGCCUGGCCAAGUGAACCUACAACUUUUGGACCAACAGGUGUCCCUGCGCAAAUCCCCGUUUUGUCAGUGACACAGACUCUGACCACUGGACCUGAUUCUGCUGUGUCCCAAGCUCAUUUAACACCCUCUCCAGUUCCUGUGUCAAUACAGGCAGUUAACCAGCCUUUGAUGCCUUUGCCUCAGACACUGAGCCUUUACCAAGACCCACUCUAUCCUGGGUUUCCUUACAAUGAAAAGGGAGAUCGAGCCAUUGCACCACCGUAUUCACUGUGUCACACUGGGGAGGACCUGCCUAAAGAUAAGAACAUUCUUCGAUUCUUCUUUAAUCUUGGUGUAAAGGCAUAUAGUUGUCCUAUGUGGGCCCCACAUUCUUACCUGUACCCUCUGCACCAGGCCUACCUGGCAGCCUGCAGGAUGUACCCAAAGGUCCCUAUCCCUGUGUAUCCUCAAAAUCCUUGGUUCCAAGAAGCUCCUCCUCCUCAGAAUGAAAGUGAUUGUACCUGUCCCGAUGCGCACUUUCCUAUGCAGACUGAGGCCACUGUGAAUGGUCACAUGCCACAAGCAGAGAUUGGACCGCCGGCAUUUUCUUCACCUCUGGUUAUUCCUCCAUCUCAGGUGUCUGAAAGCCAUGGACAGUUGUCUUAUCAGGCUGAUCUGGAAUCUGAAAACUCUGGGCAGCUUCUUCAUGCUGAAUAUGAAGAGUCACUGAGUGGCAAGAAUAUGUUCCCACAACCAUCCUUUGGACCUAAUCCAUUCUUAGGCCCAGUUCCCAUUGCACCUCCUUUCUUUCCGCAUGUUUGGUAUGGGUACCCUUUUCAGGGAUUCGUAGAAAAUCCAGUAAUGAGGCAGAAUAUUGUUGUGCCCUCUGAUGAGAAAAGAGAAUUGGAUGUACCACUGGAUAAUGUGGAACUGGCUAAAGAAAGUAGUUCAGUUUCAGCACUAGGUGAGUUUCACGAGGUCAAAUGUGAAGACACACAUUCUCUUCCUGAAGCAAGUGUGAGGAGGCAUGAAGGCCGGGCAGAGCAGUCUUCCCAGACAGCUCAGGCAGACCCGGCACUGGCUUCCCUCCCUCCAGUAGCAGAGGGAGAGGCUCAUCUUCCGACUCAGAUCCUAAACAGGGAGAGAGAAACUGUGCCUGUUGAACUCGAGCUUAAAAGGACCAUUCCAAGUCUGAAAGAGAAACCAGAAAAAGCGCAAGAUCCUAAGACUGCUGCUGAUGUGGUCAGUGGGGCCAAUUCUGUGGACAGCAGACUGCAAAGACCAAAAGAAGAGAGUUCAGAAGAUGAAAACGAAGUGUCUAAUAUUCUGAGAAGUGGUAGAUCCAAGCAGUUCUAUAAUCAGAUGUAUGGAGGCAGGAAGUACAAAAGCGAUUGGGGCUAUUCUGGUCGAGGGGGCGGAUAUCAACAUGCAAGAGGUGAGGAGUCCUGGAAAGGGCAGCCAAGCAGAAGCCGAGAUGAAGGUUAUCAGUACCAUCGGAGUGUCAGGGGGCGGCCGUACAGGGGGGACAGGCGGAGAGCAGGCAUGGGAGAUGGCCACCGGGGACAGCAUACUUGAUGGUUGUUGCUGCAGUGUAUUAGAGCAGAAACCCUUUCUUAGGCGGAAUGUUUCCGAAGGCUUUAAAAAAAAUACAUUAAAAUGAAAACC